Molecule: messenger RNA, 910 nt
Organism: Mangifera indica (mango)
Lineage: Eukaryota; Viridiplantae; Streptophyta; Magnoliopsida; Sapindales; Anacardiaceae
Exons: 3
Coding region: 172-690 (172 amino acids)
Source: RefSeq, a predicted model, not a curated record
UUACGACUGGCCUUGCAAAUAUUAACUGACAAUCGAAGCGGAAGCAGUGUAUUUUCAUUCGAUCAAUUACAGUAACUAUCAAAUCACUCAGUCAGAUCUCCGCUUUAUUAUCUCAGGACCUACAGAGAGAGAGAGAGAGAGUGCUUGUGCGGAAGAAGAGGGAUUAAGAAGAUGUCGAGGAGACCUGGGGCUUGUUUAAGAUGUUGUCUGGUGAUAUUUGCAGUAGCUUCAGCUUUAGCAGUGUGUGGACCUGCUCUUUAUUGGAGAUUCAAGAAGGGUGUUUUGUCGGCUCACUCUAAAACCUCUUGCCCGCCUUGUGUCUGUGAUUGCCCUCCUCCUGUUUCGCUUCUCAAGAUUGCUCCUGGGUUAGCCAAUCUCUCAGUUACAGAUUGUGAAAGUAGCGACCCUGAAGUCAAGAAGGAGAUGGAAAAGCAGUUUGUGGAUCUUCUGACAGAGGAGUUGAGGCUGCAAGAGUCUGUUGCUGAAGAGCACAUGCGGCAUAUGAACAUCACCUUUGGUGAAGCUAAAAGGGUGGCUUCUCUGUACCAAAGAGAGGCAGAAAAAUGCAAUGCUGCGACAGAAACCUGUGAGGAAGCCAGAGAGUGGGCUGAAGCUUUGCUGAUCCAGGAGAGGAAAGUGACUGUCAUGUGGGAACAACGAGCACGCCAAAUGGGUUGGGAAGGUGAAUAAUUCCUUGUAUAAUAUAUGCAAGCAACAAGCAAAUUGCUUGAAUUGGCUUGUGAAGCUGGAGUUUCAGUGUCACACUUGUAUUCUCUUUCAGUUGUAGUAUUAUUGUUCUGGGAUAAAAUAGUAUCCAUCAAUUUUCCUUUGUAAUUGACAUGCUGUGGAUUACACCCAGUCCCACCAACAUAUUUAUUAUAAUAUGAUCUUCUAUAUACUUUCUUUGAUA